Molecule: messenger RNA, 155 nt
Organism: Dentiscutata erythropus
Lineage: Eukaryota; Fungi; Glomeromycota; Glomeromycetes; Diversisporales; Gigasporaceae
Source: the annotation of a GenBank genome assembly
AAAACGUCACAAAGAAAUUUAUGAUGAAGCGAAAAAUAUAUUAAAACCAUACUCAAAAUCAAUUCAGCAAAAUCAUUUUAUUUCGAGAUUUAUAACUCAACAACCAGUUUCACAACAAGAAAAUCAAACUCAAAAUACUACACAGACAAUAGAAU